This is a messenger RNA of Aedes aegypti (yellow fever mosquito), 1805 nucleotides long. RefSeq names its product retinoblastoma-binding protein 5 homolog (gene Rbbp5). Gene Ontology annotation, molecular function: protein binding. Gene Ontology annotation, cellular component: Set1C/COMPASS complex. The transcript has 6 exons. Bases 126 to 1601 code for a protein of 491 amino acids. The record is from RefSeq and is a predicted model, not a curated record. NCBI's taxonomy places the organism in Eukaryota, Metazoa, Arthropoda, Insecta, Diptera, Culicidae.
GCGACGCUCGUUGUUUGUAUUUACAUCGCGGCGUAUUCAAAUGGCUUCGGUUUUAAUUUGAGAAAUUUUCUUCAAGUUUUUGCUGUAUAUCUCGUGAAUUGUGGCUUGAAUUCACUGAAUUUAAGAUGAAUCUUCAGCUACUGGAAUCGUUCGGUCAAAACUACCCGGAGGAGUUCGAUGGUUCGCUGGAUUGCAUCUCCCUGGCGGUAACGUGUGCCUUCAACAAGUACGGGACCCUGUUGGCGGUCGGUUGCAACGAUGGCCGUAUCGUCAUCUGGGACUUCCUAACCCGGGGGAUCGCCAAGAUUAUAUCCGCCCACGUCCACCCGGUGUGCAGUUUAUGUUGGUCCCGGAAUGGUCACAAGCUGCUCUCGGCCUCGACGGACAAUAAUGUUUGCAUUUGGGACGUGAUGAGUGGAGAUUGCGAGCAUAAGUAUCGAUUUCCGUCUCCGAUUUUGAAGGUUCAGUUCCAUCCGAGGAAUGAUAACAAAUUUCUGGUUUGCCCCAUGCGAUACGCGGCAGUUUUGGUGGAUAUUGGCGGGAAGCAUCAAUGUUUGCCGUUGGAUAAUGAUGGAGAUUUGAACAUCGUGGCGUCAUUCGACAGACGAGGGAUUCAUAUCUAUUCUGGUAAUGCCAAAGGGAAAAUUCUCGUAAUGAAUUCAAACUCGUUGGAAAUUGUGGCCAGCUUCAAGAUUGCCGUCGGAACUUCCAGUGCAACGGCGGUGAAAAGCAUAGAAUUUGCUAGACGUGGCGAAGCAUUCCUUGUGAAUACAUCGGAUCGCGUAAUUCGAGUUUAUGAUUCGAAGGAAGUCGUGGCCUGUGGCAAAGAAGGCGAACCAGAGCCAAUUCAGAAACUUCAGGAUUUGGUCAAUAAGACUACGUGGAAAAAAUGCUGCUUCUCUGGAGAUGGCGAAUACAUUUGCGCUGGGAGUGCUCGCCAACACGCAUUGUAUGUGUGGGAGAAAUCUAUCGGUAAUUUAGUGAAAAUUCUGCACGGUACAAAGGGAGAACUGCUGCUUGACGUCGUUUGGCAUCCCGUUCGUCCAAUUAUCGCCAGCAUAAGCUCGGGACUGGUUUCCAUUUGGGCUCAAAAUCAGGUUGAAAACUGGUCUGCAUUUGCGCCGGAUUUCAAAGAACUUGACGAAAAUGUAGACUACGAAGAGCGAGAGUCGGAGUUCGACAUCACUGAUGAGGACAAAUCGGUAGACUUGGCUGCCGAAUCGAAACAGGACGAAGAAGUGGAGGUCGACGUGGUGUCCGCUGAACCGAUAGCUGCCUUCUGUUCGUCAGAUGAGGAAUACGAAGAUGAACAUGCGUUGCAGUUUCUGCCCAUCGCUCCUGAGGUUGAAGAUCCCGAAGAUGGUUGGGGUUCACAGGACAAUUCGGAUCCACUAGGUACGGGAUAUAACAACAAUUCCGGACACGAUGCGAUGUCGAUGAAGGAGAACGAACCAGCGUCGAAGAAACGGAAGGCAAACUCUUACGAGAUUGCUCUCGACAAUGCACCGGUUGAAGAUGUACAUCCCCUGAAUCAGAACAAGGCUAACAAAGAUAAGGUAACCGCAGCCAGUAGAAAAGCAGCUGGCCGCCCUAAGAAGUAAAUUGAGUUCAUAGGUAAUUAGUUAGGUAAGUCCAUAGAUGAUAUGAAAUCACAGACAGUUAUAUUUUGACUCACAAUUCCCGCCCUCUGAAGCAAUUGAGAUGAUCAAAUUCAGAAUGGGCAUCAUCUGGAGGUUCAUUUAGAAAUCCAACUUAGAUAGUAGCUUUUGCAUUAUCGAUUGUAAAUAUACCUUUCCACUCAAGAG